Messenger RNA from Mizuhopecten yessoensis (Yesso scallop), 3401 nucleotides. RefSeq lists its product as uncharacterized. Lineage: Eukaryota; Metazoa; Mollusca; Bivalvia; Pectinida; Pectinidae. The transcript is spliced from 6 exons. The record is from RefSeq and is a predicted model, not a curated record. Bases 10 to 888 code for a protein of 292 amino acids.
AAAAUCAACAUGGCGACGACAGGGAAAAAAGAAGAUAUAAUGAUUCUCAACCCUGAUCCCCCUCCAAAACAGGAAACGGGAAAUGUCUCUGCUACUAAACUAUCUCAACAAUUGCAGAAAUUAAUGUUGAGAAUGAAGGGUGAGUGUAUGCAGGAGGAUGGUAAAGGUGUGGACUACAGCAAGCUCAAAGAUUCUCCAAGCUUUAAAGAAUACAAACAGGAGGUGGCCCAGCUACACGAAGUGGAACUGUCCGAGCUGACGGACACACAAACUAAAGUCUUCUUCAUCAAUCUAUACAAUGCCCUGACUAUACAUGGCCUCGGCGUGAUGGACACCCUACCUAAGUCAGUACUGGAUGUCGGCCAGUUCUGGAAGAUAACCUGCUACAAAAUUGGGAAGAAUGUGUACAGUUUGGAUAACAUGGAGCAUGGUAUUCUUAGAGGUAACCGACCACACCCUGCCACAAUAGACAAGCCGUUCGAUUCUGAUGACCCAAGACUCAAGUAUGCUUUGAAACAAUUGGACCCCCGUAUUCACUUUGCUCUAGUCUGUGGAGCAGUGUCUUGUCCAGCCAUAAACGUUUACACGGAGACCAACAUUGACGCAGCACUGGAUAGUGCCACCAAGAACUUCUGUGCACAGGAGGUGUCUAUGUUCAAUGAAUUUGAUGAAAUCUGGCUGUCCCGCAUCUUCCAGUGGUACAGGUCCGACUUUGGGGUCACAGAAAUUGACGUCAUCAAAUGGACCAUGCCAUUCCUGGAGAAAAGUAUUGCAGACCGUGCACAUGUUAUCCUGGCAAAGAUAGAGAAUGUCGGAAAAGUAAAAAUAAAUUAUAACGAGUAUGAUUGGAGAUUAAACCUUCCAGGAUCACGACCUAUCAACCUUUAAUAAGGUCAAAAGGUCAUGACAUGUCAUCUUAUCAAAGUCAAAAGGUCAUACCCUGUCAACAUCACGUCAAGGUCAAAGGGUCAUGUGUUGUAAUUAACUUAGUUUAUUCAGAAUGCAGGCAUAUCUGCCACUAUUUUCAGAUCAUAGCCCAUAUUAAGGACUAAUCAAGGUUAACUCUACUCUUUUCUGAAAUAAAUCAUUAUGAUUAUCAAACUCUAGGGGGAAAAGAUGCGGGAAGUCUAAAAGUUUAUAAUAGAAGUGACAAGAUGUGAUGGAACGACACUUACAGCAUGAGGGGAAUAUCUUCCGCUAUACAAUCAACUCGUGUAUUCUCAUCCUAAUGUUACAUUUACUUAUCUGACUUUUGGCUCACAGGUUCUAGGAUACAUGUUUAAGAGGAAAUCAUGUUAAAAAGUAGUUUAUAUUGAGUAGGGUUAUUGGGUUAAUGUAUACAAAUGAUAUCCAACUGAUAAUUGAUGAUGAAUUAUACCCAGUCUCCUGAUCAUUCUCAAAUAUUAUCUAUGGUCUUCAGAAUAAGUUGGAUAUCAGAUUACUCCCAUAGUACCUAACAAGUGAAAACGUCAACUUUCUGUACUUGAACAGUAUUGUUUGUACAAGACUUCAGCCUGCAUGUCGGAUGUCGUAAGGCAUUGUAAUGCCAGCAAUACUAGUGUUAUCAUGAUAUAUAAUUACACAUCUGUCUGAAAUAUGAUAGCACAACCAUCAAUUUCUACUUUUCUGUAUAUUCAGUUAUAAAACAUUAUUAAUUUAAACAUUACACGUCAGAGUCAGUAGAUAAUCAAAGAAUUGCUGAGUUGAAUUAAUUUAAACAUCACAUAUCAGAGUCGGUAGAUAAACAAAGGGUUACUGAGUUGACAUGCAGGAUAAAUUUAAAUUCAUGCAAUAAAUGUGGGAAAAAAUGAAUGUUCAUCUUAAAAUGAAUGGAAUUUAAAACACAUGAUAUUACAUGCGGAGAGGAGGUCUCUUCAUUUCUAUUUGUUCCUGGUAUUAGCAAUAUUGAUUUGAAAGUCAUUUUGUAUUUUGGAGCAUUUAUGAUGAAUUUCCUCACUACUUAUUGAUAUUCCAUACCAAGCAGAGCCCGGAGUCUGUCAUUGUUGUUUUAAAUGGUUAUUUUUAUUGUAUUGUUGAGAGUUACAUUUUAUGUAUUUUUAUUUUUAUUCAUGGUUCACUCCAUCAACUGAUCAUGCUAGUGGUUGAAGAACAAACCUAAAAUCCAUGUGUAAAUUCCCUUAAAAUGAAAUUUCGCCAUAAACAUUCAAAUUUUAAUUGCAUAUACAACUUUUACUGAGUUAUGUUUGAUGUUAUUUAUAGAAUUACUGUUAAGUAAGAUACAUCAUUAAUGAGGAACGAUAGACAAAGUAUCAAACAAUUUUGAAGAAUGUUGUUAAAAGACAACUGAAGUAUUAGCUUCUGAAGUGGUAGCAGCUUCUAAUAGAGCUGCAUGAAACAUUAUUGUUAAGUUAUUGUUAUCCUGUUAGCCUGAGAUUUGAAAUGUUUGGCAGUUAGAGUAAUUAUAAAGCUUAUGGUGUGGAUAUUGGAUAUUGAAUAUUGGAUCACAUUCAUCAGUAAAACAAAUAGCCAAUUUGUCAAAUGAAAUUGUAAAUAAAAAAAAAAUAUGUAUCAACUAAUAUCAACAGGCAAUGCAUAGAAAAUCUCUGGAUUUUAAUUUCACAUGGUCCCAGGAAAUAAACGAUUCCAGUUACUUUGAUACAUAAUGUGGUACCUCAUUUAAAAGUGAGUUUGUAUACUAAACAGUGAGUACCCAAUCUUUACUAUUCUGAGAGAGAAAACCCCAGCAAAUUUGCCUUACUGAAUUUUAGGAACCUAAAUUACAAUAUUUCAGCCCACCAAAUGGCAUUGUUUAUACAAGGGCAUUAGUUAUACUAGUUUAUAAGCAGUAAUACUGAAACAUGCACUGACAAUAAGUACCACAAUCCCUAGUCAUAUUCCUAUUUUUAAUGGUACUUGUGUAUAUUUAAUUGCUAUACCUUUUUAUGGAUAGACUUAAAUAUAACUUGACCACAUGUAUAUUUGGCUGGACCUUGCUGUCAAGGAGGUGAGGAGCAUUGUUGGAUAUAUAAAUACACUGUUGAGGCCCGUGGACAUUGCUGCAGGUCUGUUUCCUCUCAAUCCUGAAGUAGUUGUUUUAUAAUCGAGGAACAAGCUAUUUCAACAGUUCAGUUAAAUGAUCUAGUCUUCCUUAAGUCAUGAUCAGCUUGGUGUUUUACACAAUGGAUCAGACUUAUUCCAUGUCUUACCAGGAUACUAUACUGUACAGUUGUUGAAUUUCACUGGGGGUUGAUAUUUCACAGCUGUCCCAAUCAAAAUAGUUUGUGGGGAUCAAAUUUUUCACGUCAUUGCCAAGUGAAAAUAAUUGGCUAUCACAAUUGUACUUUUAGUAAUGGGAUUUUAUAAAUGUUUCCAGGCUAUCACAAUUGUACUUUUAGGAAUGGGAUUUUAUAAAUGUUCAAGGCUAUCCCAAUUGUACUUUU